ACGAUAAAAUAGAUUUAUCAGGAGGAUGCCGCCGCGGUUGACAUCCUGCGGACGUUCGGAUUUCUUUUUCCAUUAUAAAGUGUCCGGUCCUUUUUCUCGACCUCUUGCAAAUAUAUUUCCAUGAAAAGCGCCUGCGUCAAAUCCCGGAUUCAUCCGUCGAGAAUCCUCAGCAUCCAGUGUAGCUCUGUUCUUAGAGUUGCUCGCGUCGGAUAAUUCUUUUUUUUUUCUUUUCACAUAUACUCCGGGGGUUGAAAAUUUGCACCUCCUUGUGUAACUCCACAUACCGUUUUAAACGUAAUUUUUCGUUUCACAUGUAGUCGAAUGUAGUCGCGUAAAUAUAUUCUUUUCUUUUCCAUUAGAGUGAGAGUCAUCAACUCACGGGAAGGAUUUCUUUUUUUUUCUUUGGUUUUUUAAUGCGUUUCGAAAAUAUUGCUUUUCAAUGUGAUUUUUCGAUUUUUAUAGAUAAAAUGUAGUCAAGAGAAAUUGAAGCAAGCUGUAGUGCAAGAAUGAAUGAAUGAAUUGAAAACAGUUUUAGCGUGCGGGUGAAAUUUGAACAAUGAAUAGUGGUGAAUCGAGAGUGACCUUGACGUAUGGGACAUCGUCAAUUCUGGGCUUGAAGGGUUCGUAAUUAAAGCCGAUAAAGGGUGUUAAUAAAGAAGAGGAGCCCUAGGGGUGCAUCUCGGCCCUUAAAAAGGCCGAGAUAGGUGUCCCAAGUGCAAAAUGAGGUCGAACCCUUACGACCUAUCGUGUCGCAAUUUCCCAACUCUCUUCUGCAUCAUCUGUGCUCUAUGUGCAGAAACAUCAAUUUCGGUGGAGACUUCGACACACCAGACGGUGAAUAGAGGAGCGGCUAGGCAAAUAUACGGAAGUGGAAGCUUGAGACAAACCGGAAGUAGUCCAAUCCUCGCGGGAACAACCACCACUCCGUCUUUGCCAAAGGGCAAGGAAAAGGAAGAUAAUAAAAACUCUAUUCGUCAAGAGGACAAACACAAAGCCCAUGAACAUCGUCCUGAAGUUGAAGAGUACCCUUACGAAACACAUGGGGGCUACGGCUACGGCAGUGCGAUUGGGCGAACUCACCAGAAGACGCAGUCACAAUUGCCCCCGGGUUUCUUGGAAAAUGCGAGAUCGCCCAUUUUCCCACCAGACCACACUCACUCGGACGAUCUGCCAAGUUUCAGAAAUGGAGCGCCAGUUAAUGGGUUAGGAGGUCAUCAUCCGGGACGGGGUGGUUUUUACGGACCGUACGGCGUGGGACCCGGAGUCGGCAGGGGAGGAAUUCGGGGAAUAUCCUACAGAGGCUUCGACACUGGAGCGUACGAAACAGGAGGCUACGCGGAAGUCGAUCACAGUAGGGUUCGCAGUGGCUUGACUCGCGGUGGAUCUGGGUCAAUGUGGGAUUUCAAUAAACGCCUUGGUCAGGAUCAAAAAACCCUCAUUCAAGAAUUGGAGGACGAGAGCGAUAUGAAGGAUGCCCUUUCCCUAUCGUGCGCGUGGCUUUGCAAUCGGGAUCAAUUUCUCUGUCAGAAUUCUUGCACUUGUAUCAGUCUCGAGGCUCGUUGCGAUGGUCAGACGGAUUGUGAUGGCUCCGAGGACGAGAUUGAUUGCGAGGAUAUUUUAGAAUUAAAAACUUCCAAUGGAACGUGUUACGGCGAACGCAGUAUUCUUUGCCCGGCGACCGGAAGGUGCAUCGCCGAACACUGGCUCUGCGAUGGCGACGACGAUUGUGGCGACUUCUCCGACGAAUCUCAUUGCGGUUCGAUUAAGCCCGGGUGGAAAUUGCGAACCGUCAUGAAUUGCACCGAGGAUCAAUUCGAAUGCAGAAAUGGACUUUGCAUUCAGCAAUCAUGGCGUUGUGAUGGUGACAACGACUGUAAGGAUUUUUCCGACGAAGACAAUUGUGGUGGAAAAAGGAAAUGUAACGAUAAUGAAUUUUCCUGCAUGGAUGGAACUUGUAUUUUAAAUAACUAUCGAUGCGAUGGGGAAAAUGAUUGCGCUGACGGCUCAGAUGAACUCAAAUGUGAGAUAGUUGAAGUGAAUUGCAAGGAGAAUGAGUUCAAAUGCACUUAUCCGAGGUGCAUUUCUCAAGAAUAUAGAUGCGAUGGCGACGACGAUUGUGGGGAUCGAAGUGAUGAAGAUAAUUGCGAAAAUCUUGUUGGAGUCAGUUGUAACGCCAACGAAUUUAGAUGCAACAGCGGAAAGUGCAUAAGCAGAACGUGGGUUUGCGACAAGGAGCCCGAUUGUCAGGGGAAGGAAGAUGAAGAUAUGUGCGAGCAUCAAACGCCAAAGGAAUGCUCCCAGGAAGAAUUUACUUGCUCAACAGGUUCCUGUGUACCCCGUUUGUGGGUGUGUGACGGAGUACCAGACUGCAUUAAUGGUGAAGACGAACAAGGCUGUGCCGUAACUUGUGAUGCUACUCAAUAUCUUUGUAAAAAUUCCCAACCAGGAAACGAUUCUCAUUAUGUAUUCCAUCAUUAUCAUCGUGACUGCAUUAGUGUCAAGCAUGUUUGCGAUGGAGUGCCGGACUGUCCUGAAAGAGAUGAUGAGAUGAACUGUCCUCAAAAGCGUAAUUGCACGACUGAAGAUAAAUGUUCGCAAAAAUGUAUUUUAACUGUAGAUAAUAAAAAAGCGUGUGCGUGUGAACCUGGAUUUAUUUUGGGAGCGAACAAUCUCACUUGCUACGACAUCAACGAAUGCGAAUUCGAAAAGGAUCCGGUUUGUAGUCAAGUGUGCAAAAACACAAUAGGUUCGUUUGUCUGUAGCUGUCUGCCGGGUUACGUUCUUAGACCAGAUUUAAGAACCUGUAAAGCCCUAGGGGCCAAUCCGACAUUAUUGUUCGCAAACAGAGUCGAUAUCAGACAGGUGAGCAUGACGGGUCCAAAGUACACAUCAGUAUUGAAAGGUCUUCACAAUGCCAUAGCACUGGACUAUCAUUACAAGAGAAGCACUAUUUACUGGUCUGACGUUUCCAUGGACGUCAUACAGAAAGUCUUUGUUAACGGAACUGGCACUGAAGAUGUGGUUCGAUGGGGUCUCCAGUCAACGGGUGGAAUUGCCAUCGACUGGAUUCACGAUCUGCUCUUUUGGACCGACUCCGGGACGAGAAGAGUCGAAGUAAUUACUCUGGACACAAAAGUGAGACAUGUGCUCAUUUCGAACGAUAUCGAAAAACCGAGAGCUAUCGCAGUUCAUCCGAAUUUCGGCUACGUCUACUGGACCGAUUGGGGUCUGAAUCCUAAAAUCGAACGAGCAAACAUGGAUGGUUCGGACAGGAGAGAAGUAAUAAAGGAAUCAAUUUUCUGGCCGAACGGAUUAACGAUUGACUACACGACUGAUCGAAUUUACUGGACAGACGCCAAACAUCAUGCAAUUGAAUCGUCUCAUCUGGAUGGUUCGGACAGAAAGAAGAUGAUGAGUAAAGGUCUGCCUCAUCCUUUCGCCAUCACCGUUUUCGAAGACCAACUCUACUGGACCGACUGGCACCUGAAGAGCAUCUCCUCCGCCAACAAAGCGAGUGGCAGGGGAUUCAAAACUAUUCACUCAGGUCUCCGCUUCCCGAUGGACCUUCACAGCUAUCAUCCUCAGCGACAACCGGACUAUGUCAAUCAUUGCGGGAAAGAUAAUGGCAAAUGCUCCCACAUGUGCCUUCCCAACAACACCGGUUAUAGUUGUGUUUGUCCAGUGGGGUUGAAAAUCAAUCGAGACGGAAAGACGUGCGCCAAUGUUCUCGAUAAUAUUCUAAUUUUCACUAGAAAGAAAGAUCUCAGAAUUAUGCCAAUCGAGGAAUCUGCCAGAGUCUACGACAACGUCAUUCCCGUCGAUCAUGUUCAAAGUGCCGUCGGUCUUACCUGGGACUCCGAUGAGGAUAUGAUUUACUGGAGUGAUUUGGACGCCAACACGAUCAGCAGGGCUUUCCUGAAUGGCACCAAUCAAACUGCUAUUAUUAGCCACAAUUUAGAAUCACCAGCUGGACUGGCGAUAGACUGGAUUACCAGAAAGAUUUAUUGGACGGACGCUGGAACGAAGAGGAUAGAAUGUGCGAAUCUAGAUGGAACCAUGAGAACUCUUCUCAUUCACGAAGGUCACGACAAACCGAGAGAUAUUAUUCUGGACCCAACUACCGGACACAUGUAUUGGAGCGAUUGGGGCGAGAAGGGAAAAAUAGAAAAAGCAUCGAUGGACGGCACUGAUCGUAGAGUCCUCUUUGGAACCGACCUAACUUGGCCCAAUGGAUUAGCUAUCGACUUCGAUAAGAAGAGACUCUACUGGACGGAUGCUGGCACUCAGAAAAUAGAAUUUUCAACACUCGACGGCAAAGGCAGAACCUCACUAAUAUCUUCCAAGGAAAUUCUCCUUCAUCCGUUUGGACUAGUUGUGCACAAGGACAAGAUAUACUGGACCGAUUGGAACACAAAAAGCAUUCAUCGAGCUGAUAAGGAGACGGGAAAGAACAUCACGACUAUCAUAUCGAGCAUCUCGAGUCUCAUGGACGUGAGAGUCUUUCAUAGAAAUCGAAGAAGAGUGAGCAAUCCUUGCAAGAACAAUAAUGGAAAUUGUUCCCACUUGUGUCUUCUCGCAACAAAUCCUAAACGUUACAAAUGUGCUUGUCCUACCGGUCUCGUCUUAGGGCCGGAUGGAACUACUUGUCCAGACGUUCCAAAUAAAUUCCUCCUAAUGGCUCACCGGGUGGACAUAAGAAUUGUCUCCUUUGAUGUGAAUUACGUACUGGACGUUGUCCUCCCAAUAUCCAAUUUAAAGAACGCCAGCGGUGUUGAUGUGAAUUUAGUGAAUGGCGAAAUCUACUGGACUGAUCCUGGAGAGGAUGUUAUCAAGAGGACAAACUUUAAUGGCAGCUUUGUGGAAACGGUGAUUAAUACCGGAAUAGAUGUUGCCGACAGUCUUGUUGUCGAUUCAAUUGGCAGAAAGCUCUACUGGACAGAUGCUGGUUUGAACAGUAUCGAAGUCUGUGAACUCGACGGAAGAAAUCGAAAGGUUCUUAUUUGGUCGGGGUUGGAUAAUCCCAGAGCAAUGGCGAUUUACUAUUCGGCGGGUCUUCUGUUUUGGUCAGAUUGGGGACACAAUGCGCGAAUAGAGAGAGCCAAUAUGGACGGUGAGAAACGGAUGACGGUGGUUACGGAAAAUCUUGCCUGGCCUAAUGGUCUGUCGAUUGACAUUGGAAAGGGCAAGAUCUACUGGAACGAUGCCAAGAAAAAGGUGAUUGAAUCCGCCGAUCUCGAUGGACGAAACAGAAAGGUUCUGAUCGAGAAAGCGGGACAUCCUUACGGUCUUGCCGUCAUGGGAAACACCAUCUACUGGAGCGACUGGCAGGAGAAGGCUGUCCUUCAAACGGACAAGAACAAUGGUUCCGCUAAAGUAUUCAUCGAUAAAAUCGAGGGCGUCAUGGACUUGAGAGCAGUUGUCUGGUCGGAUCUUACACAAUCAGAAAACGUUUGCGAAAAUAAUAACGGCGGAUGUUCGCAUUUGUGUCUGCGAAAUCCCUCUGGCUAUUCUUGUGCUUGUCCAACUGGUAUCAAUAUUAACGAUGACAGAAAAACCUGUAACGUUACUCCAACUAAUUUCUUACUCUUCGCUACCAGAAAGACCCUAGAGAGGAUAUCUCUAGACACUCCAGAAAUGAGGAGUGUUUCCCUUCCUAUCGACGAGGUUCACAAUGCCUUCUCGGUCGAUUUCCAUUGGCAAAAGAAACUGAUCGUUUACACCGAUGUUCAUCUACGAAUUAUUAGAACUGUCAACAUGUUUAAUCUAUCGGACACAAAAUCGAUAAUUUUUGGUUCUAAUAUGUCGGCACCUUUUGGGGUAGCAGUCGAUUGGAUUGCUGAUAAUCUUUACUGGACCGACAUGAAGAACAGUUUAAUCGAAGUCUCGAAACUUGACGGUAGCAGAAGGAAGAAAUUGUUAGAUAAUCUGAAAGAUCCUAGAUCAAUUGCCUUGUUUCCAAAAGAGGGUUAUAUAUUCUGGACCGAGUGGGGAGAUCAUCCGAAGAUUGUCCGAGCCCUUCUAGACGGUUCUAUGAAAAAAACAAUAAUCUCUUCUGAUCUACAUUUUCCGAAUGGAUUGUCCAUUGACUAUACGCACAGGAAACUGUAUUGGGCGGAUGCUUUGAAGGACAGAAUAGAAGUCUCUCAUCUUAACGGUCGUUUUCGGGUUGCACUCAUUCCGGAUGCUACGAAUCCAUUCGGUUUGACACAAUAUGGAGAGCACAUCUACUGGGCGGACUGGUCUAGAGAAAUAAUCGAACAAGCUGACAGGGUUAACGGUCAAAAUAGAAUUAGAUUUCGUCACGCCUUGGGGAGUGUUACUGACGCAAAAGCCGUUUCUGCUGAUCGACAAGUCGGAUGGAAUCCUUGUGCAAUAGAAAACGGACACUGCAGUCAUCUUUGCUUCUACACGAGGGGGAGUUACAAAUGCGCCUGUCCUAAUCAACCCGAUUCUCAACCCUGUUUCACAUCUCCACUAAAGGAAGUGCCACUCCGAAAGCCAGGAACGGAAAAUGACACAAACUACGAUGAGAUAGAUGACGAGGAGGAAGAGGAAGAGCUCAGAAAAUCCGAUGUCGUGACAAAGACAUCGACACGAAAUCACGGAGAUGAUAAAUUUAAAGAUCAUAAAUUUAAUCGAGAGAAGAGUUAUAGUCUGAAAACUGUCGUUAUUACAGUGGUGAUAAUGUUGAGCGUCACACUAGCUAUUGUCACACUAAUUAUUUAUCUACUCUGUCAAAGAAAGACGAAGCAAAAAAAGUAUCUCUACGUGAGCAGAAGAAAUGUUCUCACAUUUUCGAAUCCAAACUAUAAUGCUUCAAGUGGAGAAAUUGGUCCUUCAAAUCAACAGCAGGACAAAAAGUCUUUCAUAUGGAAAAGACUCAAAUACGACAAAUCUCAGAAAGCUAGUUCUUCAAAAGUUGAAUGCCCAAUCAAAUUGCAGCAUCUGCCGCUUCACUUUAUACAGAUGAAUGAAACAGAAACUACGUAGUGCCUAAAUUUAAAAAAACUAUCUAAUAACUUACUGAUUAACAGUGAAAAAAGCGAAAAAAGCAAAAGAAAAAGAACGAGAAUUAACGAAUUUUAACAUCAUUCUAAUCGUUAUUCUAUAAGACAAAAAUUAUAUUCUAAAAAAUUAUUCUGCUCGGUUCAAGACUAUACUAUAUAUUUAAUAUUUGAGCAGAUUCUUUAUUCUCGUAUUCCAUUUUUUUAUACUUAGAUUUAUUACAUAAAUAUAAAAAAUUCAAGUGCACGUGAAGAGUUUUAGAUUUUUCAGAUUAGAUUACAAAUUGAGUACAAAAUGAAAGAUUAAUUUUGAUUCAUUUCUGAUUUUAUAAAAAUUAAAAAACUAUAACUUUUUUGAUUAAAAAAUUAUAGUUGACACGAUUUUUGUCUUCAGCAUUUUGACACGACAUUGAAAUUAAAUUUUGCGAUGAAAUUUUCACGUUCUGAGAGUUGAAUGUCAUAAAAGACUGCCACUUGGUCUGGUAGCCUAGCGGUAAAGUACUACGGGAAUGCAUUAAACUCUAAGUCACGCGUUCGCUUCUCGUCAAAGAUGGAUUUUUUUUAUUUCACAUUUUCCAUAAUGUCGACAAUAAUUAUUACAAUUUAUUAUUAAUAAUUGCUUGUUAUUGUUCGUUAUUAUAAAUUGUUAUUAAUGAUUGCACUUUAUUAUAUAUGUUUAAACUAUUAGAAUUAAUAAUAUGUUAAUAACAAUUAUGUGUUGUUAAUUUUAUUAUUAUUACUACCAUUAUUAUUAAUUAUUAUUUUACAUAUUAUUAUUAUUAUUGACAUUGUUAUUAGUUUUAAUUGUUAUUGUUGCCAUUCUUAUUAUUAUUAUUUUUACUAAUUAUACAUAUUAUUAUUGUUUAUUGAAAGUAUGUUACGAUGACGUAACAAUGUUUAUUGCUAGAUUCAAUAUAAAUAAUCAAAAACUUAAAAAAAAAAUCACUUUGAUAAGAAUCGAACCCUAGCUGUGAAAUAUACUUGAAGGCAGUACCAGUACUUUACAGCACUAGACCACCAGUUCCGUUGAGAACUAAAUUUACAUAAAAAUGAAAUGAAAAAGCAGUGCCUAUAUUUUAACAAUAAUUUACACUUAUGAAUGAAUUUUCAGAAUCGAAAAUCUCAACUCAGAAUUUUGCUGCACUGUUUUGCCUUCCUCGUGAGAUAAGAUAAAUAAGAACUAAAAAUUGAUGUUCGAUAAUAGGCACUAAUAGGUUUUUGAAUGAAUUGAAUAGAUUCAAGUUUUCAUUUCUAAUACAAAUUUCUUUACAUGUAAAACUUGUUUGUUAACAAAAUUCUAAAAGUAAAAUUACUUUUUUAGUUUUUAAUAAUUAUUUAAAGAUUGUAAUAAGAUCAAGAUUAAUUAAAUAAUUAAGAAAUUAACUAAAGAAUAGUUUCAAAUUAGAGAAACCUAACUUUUCAUAUUUGUGACGCGCACUGAAGAAAGAGCGCUUGUGUCCCUUUCUUCAGCACGUGUCACAUAUUUAAAUCGUGAAUUUCAAGUGACUGUGAAAUAAAUAAUGAAAAUAGUUGAAAACGUGAGAUAAUAAAAAUAUAAUUAAAAAAAAGCUUGAAGACUGCAAAGAAAAUAGGAAGUAAAAAAUAUUAUAUUGUUAUGGCUAGAGAGGCUGUACUCAAUUUGCUUGGGCGAUUAUAUAAAAAACGAGAUUGAAACGAGAGAUUGCUGUCACGAAAAAUAAUGGGAGUUGAAAAACAAAAGAAUAAAUAAAAAAAUAAUGAAAGAAAUAAAAGAAAAAACUUACGAUGAU
Leptopilina heterotoma is the source of this 8773-nucleotide messenger RNA. It is a transcript of the gene Lrp4, whose product is annotated as low-density lipoprotein receptor-related protein 4. Gene Ontology annotation, molecular function: calcium ion binding; protein binding. Lineage: Eukaryota; Metazoa; Arthropoda; Insecta; Hymenoptera; Figitidae. The coding region runs from base 721 to 6990 and encodes 2089 amino acids. The transcript has 26 exons. The record is from RefSeq and is a predicted model, not a curated record.